AUGUCGAGCUCAACACCUGUUUCAAUCCUCUCAAGGGGGAUAUCAGUUUAUUCCAUACCUCCAGAACUGCUCUCGAAUCUUACUGUACGAUCGAUACAAGCUCAACAAUCCAAUGAACCUUCAGACGAGACGGCGGAAAAAGCUGUUGUACAAACAGUGCAAGCUACUCUGCCUUCGGGUGCCGGAUUGAGCUGUCAGACUUGCCCAAAUACCAAUUUCGACACCGUGGAAGAGCAACGAACACAUUUCAAAUCAGACUGGCAUCGUUAUAAUGCCAAAGCAAAACUUACCGGAAGGACUGUCAGUGCAGAGGAAUGGGAUGGGAUGGUAGAAGGCAUAUCGUCCAUUUCAGGAUCAGGAUCAGAAUCUUCCGGAUCGUCAUCAUCUGGCUCAUCAUCUCAAUCGAAAGUCGCACGAUUACUCAAACGUCAAACAAUCGGGAAUGGACUCAAUCCAGAAGAUGAUGAUGAUGAGGAAGCGCUCGAAUUAGCAGAUCGUCAAAGAAGAGCUCAUUUACGAACAGCCGUUAUUUGGUUCUCACCCACUACAUCUCUCGAUUCUUUAGGUAUACCAAAAGAUACUCAAUUAGGUGUACAUCGAGCUUUGUUCCCACCAUUCGAUACUGCCGCGGAUUAUUUGACGGAAUUGAAAAGGAUGCAAUUGACUGGAAAUGAAAAUCAAGAUGGUGAAAGGAGAUUGACAUUGUUAAUGGUUGCAGGAGGUCAUUUUGCUGGAAUGGUAGUCUCAAUAAGACCCAGAGCCAAAAAUGAAAGACAGGAAGUUAAAGGUGCAGGUGAUAUCAGAAUUUUGAAACAUAAAACAUUCCAUCGUUAUACCACACGUAAGAAGCAAGGUGGUUCUCAAGCAUUGAACGAUAACGCAAAAUCAAAGGCUGUUUCUGCCGGUGCCAUGUUACGUAGAUACGGUGAACAAGCUCUACAAGAAGAAAUCAGAGCUUUGAUGAUCGAUUGGGAAGAAGAUCUCGCUGCCUCUGAGAGAAUUUUCAUUAGAGCUAGUACGCACGGGAAAAAGAGUUUCUGGGGAUAUGACGGAGCCGUUCUUCAUAAGACCGAUGAUCGAAUAAGAGUAUUCCCUUUCCCUACUAGGAGACCUACUCUUCAAGAACUCCUACGAUGCUGGAAUGAACUCACACGGUUGAAAGUAUCACGGUUAUCCGAAGAAGCCCUUCAAGCUCUUGACGAUGCGUAUAUCGCUUCUCUUCAACCAAAAAACAAGCCCAUCAAAGCGGCUCCUGUGUCUACACCUGCUCCUGUAGUCCCUGCUGUGCCCAAGCUAUCACCCGAGGAAGAAGCUCGUGUAGAUCGUCGAAAGAGAUUGGAAGAAAUGAUACGGAAAGGACGAUUAGACGCUUUGAAACCUUUCUGGACCAAAUACCAAUCAGACUAUCAACCUUCUGAAAUAUUAGGUUUUGUAGCUGCUGCAGGGCAAGAAGAUAUCCUACGUUACCUACUUGAAGAAGAGAGAUCAGAUCCUACACAACCCAUCGAAACAGCCAAUGGGAGAAGAGCAUACGAAUUAUCGUCAACGAAAAUCAUCCGAAAUGUGUUCAGAAGAGUAGCUUACAAUCACCCAGACUGGUAUGAUUGGGUCAAUCAAGCUAGAGUACCUUCUGGUUUGAGCGAUGAAUUGGAAGCUGAGCAAAAUUCCAAGAAAGCAGAUCGACGAAAAGGUCUCAAAGAGAAAUUGAAGGAAAGGGAAAAGACGAGAUUGGCAGAAGCUGAAAACGAAGAAAAAGCUCAAUUGGAAGCUGAAGCUCAAAGGAAAAAAGAAGAUGAAAUGAGGAAAGUGGCAUUAUCAUUGAACGGUGGUGGAACAGGGAAUACGGGUCCACAGAAAUUAGGUGGGAAAGUCGGUGGAGAAGGUUUAGGUGGAAUGAGUCAGGAAAUGAGAAUGCAAAUCGAAAGGGAAAGAAGAGCACGAGCAGCUGAAGCGAGAUUCGGUAGAGGGUAG
Molecule: messenger RNA, 1971 nt
Organism: Kwoniella shivajii
Lineage: Eukaryota; Fungi; Basidiomycota; Tremellomycetes; Tremellales; Cryptococcaceae
Exons: 4
Coding region: 1-1971 (656 amino acids)
Source: RefSeq, a predicted model, not a curated record